GUAGGGCUGCAAAACAUUUCCAUCGAAAACUUGUACAAUAUUUUAAAAAAUUGUGCCAUCGAUGGUCUUGCAGCCCUAUUUCAAGGUAAAAAUCGCUGCACAGGUGGUAUUUUGUUUGUUGCAUCUAUUAGUGAAGCGAGACAAACCGAGGCCCUAGAUGCUGCGCUUACUCGUAUCCAACUGCAGCCGCAGUGAUCCGCUUAGCAGAUGCCACCUGCUACCCCACCUGCCACUGCCACUACCACUGCCCAGGCGGCAGCUGAGCAGCCGCCUUCAGAAUGCCACACGCCUCCUGCGACAGCAUAUCAAAAAGGAUGUCCGGCUAACGCCAGCGCCAACGCCUCCUCCUAGCUCAUCGAAUGCCAGCCGCUUGAUACAGACCACACGCGCCCUGCUCUGGGGCGGUGGCAGCCUCACCCUGGGUCUGGGCGCCCGUAGCUGGUGGGCAGGGCGCGGGUCUGUACACUGCGAGGGUAGCCGCCUUAUGCAGCACAAACUGGCGGCGAAUGAGGAAGAGGAGCACAAGUUUGACUGGAAACGGCUCUGGUCGUACCUGGAGCCACAUCUUUGGGAGCUGAUCGGGGCUAUAGUUGCAGCCCUUAUAGUGGCAUUCAUCAACAUACGAAUACCAAACAUCCUGGGGGAUCUGGUGGACACGCUAGCCCGCUACGGCAACACCUACGUGAUGGACCCAAUUCACAAUUCGUUUGUUAGGGACGUGAGCAAGCCGGCGACAAAUUUGCUCAGCUUGUACAUGCUCCAGUCGGGGUUCACGUUCCUGUACAUUUACCUGCUGAGCCGCGUGGGGGAGCAGGUGGCGGCCAAGAUGCGCCAGGAUCUGUUCAAGCAGAUCGUGCUGCAGGACAUUGCCUUCUUCGAUGAGAACCGCACGGGGGAGCUGGUCAAUCGGCUCACCGCCGACGUGCAAGACUUCAAAACCUCCUUCAAGCAGUUCGUGGCCCAGGGACUCCGCAGCUCAGCUCAGCUGAUCGGCGGCAGCAUCUCCCUGUUUAUCAUCUCGCCCCACAUGGCCGCUAUCGCCCUGGCUAGCGUGCCCUGCGUGGUCACUUUCAUGUCCUAUCUGGGCCGCAAGCUGCGUUCCCUCAGCAAGAGCUCCCAGGCCCAGGCGGAGCGGGCAACUGGCGUCUGCGAGGAGGCACUCUCCAACAUCAGGACGGUUCGGUCGAGUGCCUGCGAGUACCGCGAGAUGCAGCUCUUCGAGUCGGAGACGAACGAGGCCGCCCGACUCGCCCAGGAGCUGGGCUACGGCAUUGCCGUCUUUCAGGGCCUCACCAACUUCUUCCUGAACACCCUCGUGCUGUCCACCCUGUUCAUGGGCGGCCACCUGAUGUCAACCGAGAGCCUCAAGCCUGGUGCCCUGAUGGCCUUCCUCGUCGCCUCACAGGGCGUGCAGCGUUCCCUCUCGCAGGGAUCCAUCCUCCUGGGCACCAUGAUCCGCGGAAUGACCGCCGGCAGCCGGGUAUUCGAGUUCCUCUCACUGGAGCCGCAAGUGGACCUGCUGCGUGGCUAUGUCAUACCCCAGGAGCGACUCCAUGGGGAGAUACGGUUCGAGAACGUCUCCUUCUCCUACCCCAUGAGACCGGACCAUGUUGUGCUCAAAGACUUUACGUUGACGCUGCGACCCGGCCAGACGGUGGCCCUGGUGGGAGCUAGUGGGUCGGGCAAAUCCACGAUAGCCGCUCUGGUGGAGCGCUUCUACGAGCCCACAACGGGCAACAUCAAGCUGGACGGGUACAAGCUGUCGGACAUAUCGCCCUACUGGCUGCGGGCCAACGUUCUGGGCUUCAUCGAGCAGCAGCCAAUACUGUUUGGAACAUCGAUCCUAGAGAAUAUUCGUUACGGGAAGCCGGAUGCCGACGAAAAGGAUGUUUACGAGGCGUCUAAGCUGGCACAAUCGCAUGAGUUUGUGACGGCUCUUCCGGACGGCUAUAGCACGCAUGUGGGGGAGCGCGGCACCCAGCUGAGCGGUGGACAACGGCAGCGGAUCGCCAUUGCCCGGGCCCUGCUCAAGAAUCCGCGCGUCCUCAUAUUGGACGAGGCGACGAGUGCCCUGGACGCCACCAGCGAGGCCGAGGUGCAGAAAGCCCUGGACACGGCCGUGGAAAACCGGACCACCCUAGUGAUAGCCCACCGUCUGUCCACCAUCAGAAAUGCCGAUCUAAUUGUAGUCCUCGACCAGGGACAUAUUGUAGAGUCGGGCAGGCACGGCGAGCUGAUGGCCAAGCGGGGCCUCUACUACGCCCUGGUACGCCAGCAGGAGCGACGCGACAUCCAGGAGCAGCAGGCGGUUGCUGCCACGACGCAGGCGGCAGAACCCGCAAAUGCACCUACACCCUCUACGGAGGAGGAGCGAAGGCCAAGCACGGCCCAAGGCUGAACUGAACGAGAUGACAAUGAUUCCCUGUAUAUUAAUUUAUUAAUUUGUUAAUAUUUGUAUGUUUUUGAAUUCCAAUUGACCAACAAAACCCCUGGCACGAGACGCUUACAAUAAGUUCACAAUAAAAAAAACACUGAAGACAGUAUUGUUUUUGUUAC
Molecule: messenger RNA, 2556 nt
Organism: Drosophila guanche
Lineage: Eukaryota; Metazoa; Arthropoda; Insecta; Diptera; Drosophilidae
Product: mitochondrial potassium channel ATP-binding subunit
Exons: 5
Coding region: 158-2398 (746 amino acids)
Biological process (GO): transmembrane transport
Cellular component (GO): membrane
Molecular function (GO): ATP binding; ATP hydrolysis activity; ABC-type oligopeptide transporter activity
Source: RefSeq, a predicted model, not a curated record